CAGACUCAGAAGGCUGGAGUUCUCGCCAAGGGCCCAGCGAGCAGUCCGCAAUUGAUGCCCCUGUGCCUGCCUCUGUUGCUCAUCCUGAUUCUGUGUCAUCGGUGCUUCACUCUGUCAUCUUGCUUCAUCACGUGCACUAUCACUGCUCGUCAUCGACAGCACCUCCCAUCUCAUCGCGAGCGGCAAAGGAGCGCAAGAGCAUUCAUGACGGAUCCAGCCGACAGCCACACCUGCACCCACACAAGCAGAACUGGCGAAUGCGGAGCCGGGCCACCACUGGCCAAGCACGACGCCGAGGCGCCCAGUGCACCAGAUGGGCCGGGGGAUGGGAGCGCUUCGCGUGGGCAGCCCCCGUUGGUGCGGCUGACCAAGUCUCAGAAGAAGGUGGAGGCGCGCAAGAGGUACCGGAUGAAGAAGCGUGCGAGGCAGAAGGAGACCAGGAGGGAGAAGCGCAUCGAGCAGAGGGAGCAGAGGAAACAACUGCUCGAGGGCAUGACCGAAGGUGAGUCAUAAAUGGGCACAUGGGCAGCGGGGCAGCAUGCAGACGUCAGAUGGACACUGAAGGAAUGACUGUCUUGUGUGUGCUGUGAUGGUGCCUGACAUUGGUGUGUGUUAUCGUGUGUCAGAGGAGCGGGCUGCCUUUCUGGAGGACGAGAAGCGCCAGAAAGAGGCACUCGAAAAGUCCUACGAGGUAGGUAGGCCGCUCACCGACCGCCUAAGCAGAUCCCUCAGCCGAUGCAAGUGUGCCCGGUAUUGUGUGAUCAGGGUCACUUGGCCGCGGCGUACGAGAGCGGGACGAAGGUGGUCUUCAACUGCAGCUUCAUGGACCAAAUGUCAGACAAGGUGGACUGAUAGAGCAUCACCGACGGCCGCACCGCCUGGAGCGGUUUCUCUGUGUCGCUGUCUGCCACGAUCGAUGGAUGGUUCAGGAGAAGUCGAGUUUGGCCAAGCAGCUGUCGUACGCCUACAACGCCAUGAAGACCAGCGACCCCCCUGUCAGGCUGCAGAUGCAUGUCACGUCUUUCGACAAGGGAGGGGAGCUCUGGCAACGGUCGGUAGGCAGGAGCAACACACGAAGCACUGACACAGCAGCCUGAAACAUGGUGGUGACCGAAUCCCCCUCUCUCGUUGCUUUGUCAGGAUGCUGCACUUCGGUGCUGAAAAGUGGAAGGUGGGCAAACAUGUCAGUCAACCGAUCGGUCGGUCGCACUGUGUGUGUGUGUCAUAUAGAUGCACUAUCACGAGGGUUCAGCGUGGGACGUCUUCUCCCUCGAUGACAUCGUUGUGCUCUCACCUGACGCUCAGGAGGUGAGGCGAGGCCGACACACCCACACCCACACCCACACACAACCAGCUACCCAUCUGUCAAAUCCAUCCCUCCGUCUGUCUGUCUGUCUGUCAGGAGCUCGAGUGCGUGGACGAGUCCAAGGUGUACGUCAUCGGCGGCCUCGUCGACCGAAGCAUUGCAAAGGUGGGCGGCCCAGACACACCCAUUUUCCUCACCCGCCUUUUGUGUAAGCUUUGUGUGGUUGGCUGGCUGGUCGUGCGUCUGCAGUAUGAGUCGUGGAGUCAGGCGCAGCAGUACGGCCUCCCCUGCAGAAAACUGCCAUUCACCGUACGUACGGACGGAUGCACACACCGACUGACUGACUGACUAAGUGACGUGCACACACACUCAUGACUCAAUCGGUGCUGUUGUUGUGUGCCUGUCUGACUGGGUGCGGUGCGGUGCAGCGUUACAUCAAGGAGAACCUGGGCACGGUCCUCAAUGUUAACACCGUCGUGGAGGUCAGUCAGUCGACAACAAACAUGCUACAGACAAGAACAAUAGUCUCUCUCACUCCUUUCUCUCCCUCGAUCGAUGUGUGGUGCUGCUGCCACGCUCCAGGUGUUGAUACGGUAUCUGCAGACCAAGGAUUGGGAACACGCUCUCACCGCAUCCGUCCCACAGGUGCCUGCCUACGGCACACAGAGACCCACUCGCUCACUCACGGGGUCUGACCUGUCGUUUGUCUGUCUGUGUGUGGUGUGUGGUUGCAGCGCAAGCAGACCAACAUCGGCAAGAAGGCCGUCAAGCUUCAAACCAAGAGGGAGAGGAAGUACGGGAGCGAAGCCUCACACAUGCACACGCAGACCGACCAACGACACAUAAGCCGAUGUGUCGUUAUGUCGGUGUGCCCGUCUGUAUGUCAGAGAGUACUACGAGUCGCUGAGGCGUGCAGGCGUCGAUGUGGAUGACCCCCCAGGGAAGCGACCGCGCCUCCAACCCACAGGUGGCGACCUUGAAGACGAUCAUCGCGAAGGGGACAGGACUGACUCGGAUGAAGACGAAGACGACGAGCUGGACGAGGAUGGCGACGAAGAUAUUCAUGUCGAUAACGGCGGCCAGAAAGGAUGCGAGUGUGGGUAAGACAGGCUGUGGCUGGCCACCUGGGUCCGCGGCUGACUGGGUGGGUUUCCCUUUGGUGCUGCAUGGGUGUACAUAUGUGAGUGUGUGUCGUGUCUGUGAGGACCUAUUGUAUGUUCUCGCUGCAAGACUUCAUUUGGUGGCAUAAAUUCAUCGAUGAGAGGUCACAGGACUUAUUUGUCAAAGGAG
This is a messenger RNA of Vitrella brassicaformis, 2596 nucleotides long. NCBI's taxonomy places the organism in Eukaryota, Vitrellaceae. The record is from the annotation of a GenBank genome assembly.